This is a messenger RNA of Colletotrichum karsti, 1626 nucleotides long. RefSeq names its product MFS quinate transporter. The transcript is spliced from 4 exons. The coding region runs from base 1 to 1626 and encodes 541 amino acids. Gene Ontology annotation, cellular component: membrane. Gene Ontology annotation, biological process: transmembrane transport; carbohydrate transport. Lineage: Eukaryota; Fungi; Ascomycota; Sordariomycetes; Glomerellales; Glomerellaceae. The record is from RefSeq and is a predicted model, not a curated record. Gene Ontology annotation, molecular function: carbohydrate:proton symporter activity.
AUGGCGACCAUGCAACGUCUUCUCAAGAAGAUCGUCAAGAACGAUGCUAUGCAAACCGAUCCCGCCGAGAUCUACGGAUGGAGAGUGUUUGCCCUCGCCGCCUCCGCCUGUUUCGGUGCCAUGUCCUUCGGUUGGGACAGUUCUGUCAUCGGUGGUGUCGUUGUCAUGAAGCCUUUCAUGAACGACUACGGCUUGGGAGAAGCUUCCAAGGUCGAAACCGCCAACCUUACUGGUAACAUCGUCUCCACCCUCCAAGCCGGUUGCUUGGUUGGUGCUCUCAUCGCCUCCCCCUUGACCGACAGAUACGGCCGCAAGUGGUGUCUCGUCGGUGUCGCUGCUGUCAUCCUCGUCGGUGUCGCCAUGCAAGCCGCGUCUCUCGGUAAACUCGCUCCUAUCUUCGUCGGUCGCUUCAUCUCCGGUCUCGGUGUCGGUGCCGCCUCCAGUAUCAACCCUCUCUACGUCUCAGAAAACGCGCCCCGUGCUAUCCGUGGUCUCCUUACCGGCAUGUACCAACUGUUCAUCGUCACCGGUGGAAUGAUUGCUUUCUGGAUUAAUUACGGUGCCGAAGUCAACCUGUCCGGAAAGACGAUGUACGUGUUUCCUUUGGCUAUCCAGGGUCUGCCCAGUCUGCUCCUUCUCGUUUGCAUGCUCUUCUGCAAUGAGUCUCCGAGAUGGCUUGCUCGCCAGGACAGAUGGGAAGAGUCCAAGAAGGGUCUCUCCGUCCUUCGCAACCUACCCGAAACGCAUCCCUACCUCGAGGACGAGUUCCAGGAGAUUGUCGACCAGCUUCAGCACGAGAGACAACUCAUCGGCGAGGCCACUUUCAUGAACUUGCAGAAGGAGAUGUGGACCAUCAAGGGAAACCGCAACCGUGCCCUCAUCUCCAUCUUCCUCAUGAUCUGCCAGCAGAUGACCGGUACCAACGCCAUCAACACCUACGCCCCGACCAUCUUCAAGAAUCUCGGUGUCACCGGUCGCUCCACCCCUCUUCUGUCCACCGGUGUCUACGGCAUUGUCAAGGUGCUUGCUUGCAUUUGCUUCCUGCUCUUCAUGGCCGACUCUCUCGGUCGUCGUCGCUCGCUGCUGUGGACCUCCAUCGCCCAGGGUAUCGCCAUGUUCUACAUCGGUCUCUACGUCCGUAUCUCUCCGCCCGUCGACGGCCAGCCGGUCCCGGGAGCCGGAUACAUGGCUCUGGUUGCUAUCUUCUUGUUCGCCGCCUUCUUCCAAUUUGGCUGGGGUCCCGCCUGUUGGAUUUACGCAUCUGAGAUCCCGACUGCUCGUCUCCGUUCUCUGAACGUUGCCCUCGCCGCUGCCACCCAGUGGCUUUUCAACCUCAUCGUCGCCCGUACUGUCCCCAACAUGCUGGCCACCGUCGGCAACCACGGCUACGGAACCUACCUCAUCUUCGGCAGCUUCUGUUUCUCCAUGUUCUUCUUCGUUUGGUUCUUCGUCCCCGAGACAAAGGGUGUCUCGCUCGAGCACAUGGACAAGCUCUUCGGCGUCACCGAGUACGACUCCGACAAGAACCUCGCCGUCGACAACGCCAGCGACCACAAGACCCCCGUCGAGGUCCAGGUCGAGUCCUCCAACAACCCGUACAACCACGUCCGCAAGGAGAGUGCUUAA